AUGCAGCCCAGCCACAUGUUAUCCCAUAGCCAAGCUUUCCCAGAAAUGAUACCAAAUGCACAGGUUCUGCAAGAUAUGAUCAAUAGACUUCAGCAAGAGAAUACCACAUUGAAGGCAGAAUGCACUGCCAUGCAGCUAACAUUAAACCAGCCAGACCAGAGUGCUUUAUCAGACAGAUUUCUCAACAUCUCACUGAAAUCACCACCAAUCACUACAAUGCCAUUCCUCAAUGUACCUCCAGUCCUUCAGCUCAACCAAGCUGACUAUCCCAAAGAUUGGAAGGCUAUUCAUAUGACAGUGCAAGGACAAGCAUCCUCUGCUAUGGCAUUUAUUGAAGAUGCAAAUAGACAAGAACUUGUGAGCAAGAAAAUUACCAAUGUUCUGCAGACCAUGUGGAACUACCUGGAUGUUGAUGUUGCUGCAAGUCAAGAAGGCAUUCUGUGGAUGGAUGAAAAAACCAACAGUGCUACCAAGUGCAAGAUGAAGAGUGAGGUAGUCAAAGAUGCAGACUCACCAACUGGAGUCAGGAAUGUUAAGUGCACGAAGAUCAAUGUAUUCACAGCCCCAGACAACAGCAAUGAUGAUGGCCUGCAUGCUGACAGCAUGCCUGUCAUCCCAGUUGCUCCAACACUGAACACAGUUGAGCAGGAGGAUGACACUGGUAUCAGUGCAGCUGCACAGCUGAUUAAGAACCCCCUAUCCUCUUUGUGUCCACCUCCUGUUGUCAGAGAUUUGCCAGAGCCAACCAUGACCAUAUCUGAGUCUCACAUGAGCACUAUCGACAAAGGGGAGUCUCAAGCUGAAGCCCCAAGUACAACAAAUGGCCCCACAACCCACAGAUGGAAUGAAGAAGAAGGCAUGGUGUCCUCAUUUGAACAAGAGUGGCAGAAACAGGUUGGCAGAUCGCUAGAGGAGUUCAACAAGUACUUUGAUGAGUUGCCUUCUGAAGUGAAGGCAAAAUACAAAGAUGAGGCAAAUGAUCUGGUAGAGUGCAAGAUCUGGAUUCACAGGAUGGCUGCUGUUGUGGCCAAGUUUUCAGGUGAGCAGGAGCAGCAGGGCAAGGGCAGUGUGGAUGAGAGGGAGCACAGGCAGCGCAAGGGUGGGACAAUCAAGCAGAAUAAGAGAUGA
Molecule: messenger RNA, 1128 nt
Organism: Pisolithus orientalis
Lineage: Eukaryota; Fungi; Basidiomycota; Agaricomycetes; Boletales; Pisolithaceae
Exons: 15
Coding region: 1-1128 (375 amino acids)
Source: RefSeq, a predicted model, not a curated record